CAAAGGAAUAGUGCUUAUUGGUUCGGCUUCUUGAUUCAGCUGUUGCUGCCGCCACCGCCGCUGUUGCAACCAUCACCAUGUUACAAUUUCUGCUAGGAUUUACACUCGGAAAUGUGGUUGGGAUGUAUCUGGCUCAGAACUAUGAUAUCCCGAAUUUGGCCAAAAAGCUUGAAGAGAUUAAAAAAGAUGUAGAUGCCAAGAAGAAACCUCCUAAUUCUUAAUGUCAACAUCAUCUAAUGUCGUCUGGAUGCUCUCCUAUUCUCUUCUCCAGGAUUGGAUUACUUUCUUCACCCCAAGGUUGCCUUUGAGCUAAAAUACACCCGUCAUACCAAAACAACCCUUUACUACUCCUCUUGGACUCCUUUGACCUCUAUACAUGUGUGGGAGAUUCUGAUACUUGAAUUACGGGUGCUUGACUAGGAAAUGCUAGUUUGAUUAGUGGUCUCUCCCCUUACCUUUUAAAUUGUGGAUUUCUAGAAAAUUUCUGAAGUUGCUUUUUAUAUGGCUGAACAGAUAGGAGUAAUAUUAAUUCUCUAAUUAUGUCUACCACUCUGGAUGCUUUAUAAGCAUUUAGUAUCAAACAGUUUUGUUCCAAAUCAAUUAAAACCAUUAUGUAGCAACUGA
Molecule: messenger RNA, 624 nt
Organism: Gracilinanus agilis (Agile Gracile Mouse Opossum)
Lineage: Eukaryota; Metazoa; Chordata; Mammalia; Didelphimorphia; Didelphidae
Gene: STMP1
Product: short transmembrane mitochondrial protein 1
Exons: 3
Coding region: 78-221 (47 amino acids)
Source: RefSeq, a predicted model, not a curated record